Lonchura striata (white-rumped munia) is the source of this 873-nucleotide messenger RNA. Lineage: Eukaryota; Metazoa; Chordata; Aves; Passeriformes; Estrildidae. The record is from RefSeq and is a predicted model, not a curated record.
AUGGCGGGGCUGGAGCUGCUGUCCGACGCGGGGUUCCGGGCGGACGGGCGCCGGCCGGACGAGCUGCGCAAGGUGCGGGCCCGGCUCGGGGUGCUGGCCCGGGCGGACGGCUCGGCCUACCUGGAGCAGGGCAACACCAAAGUGCUGGCGGCCGUGUACGGCCCGCACGAGGUCCGGGGGUCCCGGGCCAAGGCCCCGCCGGACCGGGCGCUGCUCAGCUGCCGCUGCAGCGCGGCGCCGUUCGCGGGGGGCGGCGAGCGGCGGCGGCGCCCGGCGCAGGGCGGCAGCGACCGGCGGGCGGCGGAGCGAGCGCUGCUGCUGCGGGGCGUGCUGGAGGGCGCCGUGCUGGCACAGCUCUACCCGCGCUCACAGAUCGACGUGCACGUCCAGGUGCUGCAGGCGGACGGGGGUGAGCUGGGGGCCAGCGUCAGCGCGGCCGGGCUGGCGCUGCUGGACGCGGGCGUGGCGCUGCGCGGGGCCGUGCUGGCCGGCUCCGCCGGGCUGGCCGAGCCCCCGGCCGGGCCCCCGGCGGCCCUGAGCGACCUGAGCGCGGCCGAGGAGGCGGCCGGGGGCCCGCGGCUGGCCGUGGCCACGGUGGCGGGCAGCGGGCAGCUGGCCCUGUGCCAGCUCAGCGCCCGGCUGCACCGGGAGCGGCUGCGGCCCGUGCUGGACGCCGCCCUGGCCGCCUGCCGGGGGCUGCACGCCGUGCUGGAUGGCGUGGUCAGGGCCCGGCUGCGCCAGGACACCGCCAUGCAGCAGUGACCAGCACGGUGACCACUGCCGGGACAUGGCCAUGGAGCAGUGACCAGCACGGUGACCGCCCGGGACACGGCCAUGGAGCAGUGAGUGACCACCCGGGACAUUGCCAUGGAA